Peromyscus eremicus (cactus mouse) is the source of this 787-nucleotide messenger RNA. RefSeq names its product crumbs cell polarity complex component 3 (gene Crb3). Lineage: Eukaryota; Metazoa; Chordata; Mammalia; Rodentia; Cricetidae. The record is from RefSeq and is a predicted model, not a curated record. The transcript is spliced from 5 exons. The coding region runs from base 207 to 563 and encodes 118 amino acids.
GGCGGGUGGGAUCCGGAGCGACAGGGUGAAGGACAGAGAUUCGGGGUUCCAGCCGGAGACCCGGGAUUGGGAACCUGCGCCAAGUCCCUCUCGGACGCCUGGGCCAGGUCCCGAGUCGCAGGUGCCGUCCUCGACCCAAGAUGCGGUAGGAAUCGGAGCCCUGGGGAAGUCCUGCCCUUGGCGCCACCAACUCGUCGCCCAAACUCAUGGCGACCCCAGGCCUGGGGCUGCUCUUGGCAUUUGGCCUGCCGAUGCUGCCCGCCGGCUGGAGUCAAGCAACCACAGCACCGGACCCUUCCAAUAGCACAACUCCAUCCCCAGACCCUGGUUCCAAUGGGGGCCUGUCCUCAGAGGGCCUCGUAGCCAUCAUCGUGGUCUUUUCCAUCCUGGGAGUCAUCCUCCUAGCGGUGGGGCUAUUCCUGCUGAUGCGGAAACUUCGAGAAAAGCGCCAGACGGAGGGCACCUACCGGCCCAGCAGCGAGGAGCAGUUUUCCCACGCAGCAGCUGAGGCCCGGGCCCCCCAGGACUCCAAGGAGCCAGUGCGGGGCUGCCUGCCCAUCUAGCUCCUUCCCCUCCUUCCCUGUCAUCCGUCUUCCCUACCUUGCUGUGUGACCUUGGGGGAAGGCAGCACCCUCUCUGAGCGAUCAGACUCACCCAAUGCUUAAUAGAAGGGAAGAAAGUUCUUCAAAGACCUUGACUUUGAGGGCAAAGGAGGAUUGGGGCUGCUCACUUUUUAUAUAUUUAUAUGAAAUUGAUAGUAAGGUAUAAUAAAGGUUUCUUUCUUUUU